Messenger RNA from Anguilla anguilla (European eel), 8813 nucleotides. RefSeq lists its product as uncharacterized. Bases 545 to 7669 code for a protein of 2374 amino acids. NCBI's taxonomy places the organism in Eukaryota, Metazoa, Chordata, Actinopteri, Anguilliformes, Anguillidae. The transcript is spliced from 11 exons. The record is from RefSeq and is a predicted model, not a curated record. Gene Ontology annotation, molecular function: ABC-type protein transporter activity; ATP binding. Gene Ontology annotation, biological process: protein targeting; protein import. Gene Ontology annotation, cellular component: membrane.
AGCUAACUACUGAGACUAAAUGCAGUCAGCGCAGCCUAUAACGUGCGAGAGAAUAUCGGACAAAUGUGGCAAGCAGCGUUAAGUACACUGCAAUAAAUAAAUAAAAAUGAAAAGGUUAUUUCAGGUGUUUAAUUAAACAAUAGCCCUGUACAGUAAAGCAUUUUGUACAUUGUAAACGUGCUUAUAGGUAUACUUUCACAGUGCAAAAACAAAAUUUCUAUUUAUGGGGUAGUUCUUUACUUUUUACUCCUUUAAAUGGCAGUGGAAGAUAAAUGCAGGUUUUGUGUACUUUGACUCAUAAAAUGCGAGGGGAGUGGUCCCAGGAAGGAAACGGCACUGUCCGGUCAACGUGACAUUUUGUGAAGCAAAGAGAAAGCAUUUUUGCUGCUUCUUGAGACUUCAAGGCAAUGGAGGGGUGUGGUCACUCAUCAUAGCCAGAAGAGGGCGCCAAAUGCCCACUGGAGUGCAGUGCUGGAACAUAGAACCCCUUUGCUGAUAUAAGGCAACAGAUUGUACACCACAGGAGGACGUGAGAUCUUGAACCAUGGGGCUUUGGUACUCAGUCACCGUGAAGAACGAGACCCCGUACACUUGGCACUACUCAAAUGAAGUCCCCCGUGAUUUGAUAAGGUGGCAUGGUCUUUUCUAUCCCCCCUCGGGAAUUGCCAAGGCAAGCGGCACUUUGAGAGGCGGGGAAUCUGAACAGUAUUGGGACGAUAGGACGGGCAGACGCUUUCCAGCAUUGUUAAAUCUGAGAUAUGGAGUUCAGAGAGAAGUGUCUUUCUCUUCACGUGUCAUCCAAAACACCAAAUUCACCAUAAAAGAAAGCUGGGACCGAUCUCUAAUUGAGCUGCAUUGUGACGGAAGCAGUGAAGUAAAGACUUGCCCCAACUACGCAAAAAUUGAGGAAGACCGCAUUCGCCAACAGCAACAAGAGGAACAGAAACGAAAUGAAGAGUUGCGCAGACAAGAGGAACUGCGGCGUUUGGAAAGACUGGAGCAGGAAAAGAGGAUUGAGGAACAAAUCAACAGAGAAAACGAGACCGCAAGAAGGAAGCUGUCAGAAGCAUGGUCAAAGAUAAAUCUGAAUCUAGGUCAAGGGGGGCAAGAGAGACAUCAUCAGCACACCCACGUGGUACAGCAAGCAGUAGAUGACCAUGCAGGUGCUAUAGAGUGGGAUGAGUCAAAUGAAAUCGAGAAGAGGUUCAAUGACCUGCUGUUGGAAAAUCAGAUCAUUGAGAAUGAAAGAUUGACAAAUGCACCAUUAGAAGACAGAAUGAGAAACCUUCAGACUGAACUGACUGUUCAGUUCUGUCAAGAACAAGGCCUUUCCAGUUGGCCUGUGUUGAACCUGGAGGCUGCCCUUCAGUGCACAAAACUGUCACUAACUGAGAGGUUUAGCUUACUCAAGGCAAUGACUCAAGUACAACUGGAAGACAACCAAGAAACUGAGAGCGAGAAUAUGGACUACCUGAGCUGGGAUAAAAACUACAGUUUAUUUCUGUUUUUAAUGGAGAAGCUCAGUGAUGUAAAUAACACUUUGGCCAGUAAACUUAUGUUGGCAUUUCUUGACCUUUUCCCAGAUCUUUCUCAGAUCAGCAAAAAUCACCUGAGUCAAAUCCUGUUCAGUGGCAUCUGGGCAACUGUGGAGAUCAUGUUCUUUCUCAGAGGGGUUAGUAGAAUGAACCAGAACACCACAGAGUCAGUCCUUCAUAAAGUGCAGACCUAUAGACUUGGCCUCCUCCACACUCUCUCUGCCCUAAGAGAUAAAAAUCCAUGUGAAACCCUGCAAGGGAUUGUAGAGGGAGAGACUGACAAAGACAUAGAUUCAAUUUUGAGUGAAAUACAAGAUGCAAAUUACCCAGACAAGUUUGUCUCAGUGAUUGAGCAAGUCUUAAGACAAGUAGAAGAGGAGCUUACUGAAUACAGAGAAGCACACUUGCAGAAGAAUGACAGUAUUGCCAACAAAAAGAUUGGAGACAUGAAACAUAAUAUCAUGUUGUUGAGUUUCACCAGGAUUGACAUCAGUACCCUCAAAGAUGUCCUUAUUGGCAUUUCCAUGGCUGUUAAUGAAUGUUCAACUGCUGAAACUCGGGGAGGAGAGAAAAUCGAGGGAUAUUUACCCAGAAUCACCCAGCUGGCUUCUUUACUAAUGCUUCUAUUACAGUCAACUGAAGAUAAAGGAUGCCUCCUUGAAAUUGGUACUGGGGAAGGGAAAUCAUGCAUCCUGGCUAUGUUUGCAGUAAUCCAGGCCAUCAGAGGAGCCAAAGUUGAUAUUGUGACCAGUUCUCCAGUGCUUGCAAGACGUGACCAAGAGGAAUGGAGAAAACUCUAUGACAUGUUUGGUGUCUCAUCCUCUGUUGUGCCACCACCACCGAGUGCUUCUGAAAGUCACGAAAAAAGACUACAGGAUGCUUACCUUAAUCAAAUUGUGUAUGGAACUGUUAGUGACUUUGCUGCAGAUACGCUGAGACAGGAAUUUGAAAGACAGAUCACUCGUGGGGAGAGGGAAUUUGACUUGGUGAUAGUAGAUGAGGUAGAUUAUAUGACCUUGGACAGUGGCGUUCAGGUGACCUUUCUUUCUCAUGAGGCCAGUGGCAUGAGGCAUGUUGAGCAAGUCCUUGCCAGCAUUUGGUCCAUGCUGUGCCCCUGUCGACCCAUUGAAAUGGAGGAAACUGGGGAGACGGAAUGGAUAACUGGAAUACAGCUUUUCCACAAGGCUGCAAAAAUGGCUGUGAUGGGUUCAGAAGCAUCGGAACACUUUUCAGAUUUUGACAUUUUGCUCCCAGGGAUACAGUUAGGAUUUUACACGCAGGAGGACAUCAAUCAGUUGAUGCAGAUUGAGACAGAGGUACAAAAGGAAGGUAAAGCUAAUGAUUUUCAAGAUGAUAAUUGGAAAGCCAUUGAAAAAUUCAUGACAAACAUUGGAGUGGAGGAACAACAUGAUCUGCUGUGCAUUUUUGAGACUGCUUUGGAACAAACUGUUUCUAUCAAUUGCUAUAGAGCCACAAACAAUAAAGCAGCACUACUGCAUAACAAGAAAAUGGACAGAGAUAUGAACAUCAAAAUGCUCCUUUUGGAGAAUGGUCAGGCAAGUGAAAUAAUGUCUGAAAAAUCACUCAUCGAGGCAUCAGUGCAACAGUUAAAGUCUAAAAUCAAAUAUUCUGAUGCUUGCACGCCAGAAGACACCGAAAGUUUUAUUGUUAUCCCCUCAUUCCUUAAGCAGUACUUGGAGAAUCGAUUGCCAGUGUUUGUGGGUAAUGCCUUGAAGGCCAUUGUAAUGACACAGGGCAGAGAGUAUAUGAUUGAUGUGUCAUCAUCUGCUUCAAUGCCAAGCAAUGUCAGUGAGUCUGACAGACAUCUCUACCAUUCCAUUAUCCCAGUGGACUACCAAGCCAGUGGAGUGCUGGAGAAGAACAAACGCUGGGGUGAUGGCUUGCAGCAGUUUCUGGAGAUGAAGCACCAGUUGGCAAUGUCAUCUCUGUCCAUUGUUACAAAUUAUAUGUCAAAUAUGCAGUUCUUCAAAAGAUACCUCAAUGGAAGUGGAAUUUUUGGUGUGUCUGGAACAUUGGGUGGGGAUCCAGACAAAGAUUUCUUGAAAAGGCAUUACAAAACAGACAGUUAUGUGAUACCAGCUCAUCGCUAUAACAAGGUGGUUGAACUCCCUACCCAGCAGAUUAGUGGUGACUACUCUGAUUGGGUAAAGGCAGUCCGUGAAACUACAUGGGCAGCUGCUGACAGGGGGCAAGUUGUCUUGGUGGUGUGUGAAGAUGUGAAGACAGCAGUUGAGCUUCAGAAGGAAGUGGAAUCUGAAUGUCGAUCAAUCACCAUGUACACAAUCAGUGAAAGGGAUUACAUUGAAGAAACUACAUUUAAGAAGGGAAGCAUCAUUAUUGCCACUAACUUGGGAGGACGAGGCACAGACAUUAAGGUAGAUAAUGAGGUGAAUCAGUGUGGUGGACUCUUUGUCCUCCUCACACAUUUUCCCAGCAACCGUAGAGUGGAGAAACAAGUGUUUGGACGUACAGCUAGGAAAGGAAACCCUGGUAUGGUCCAGAUGAUACUCCACCAUGACCAUCUGGCACCGGCGUACCAAGGCCAACCGGUGGAGGUCAUGAGGCAGCUAAGAGAAGUCUACGAAGUUCAGCGCAUCUCUGAUAUGGAAUCAAAUGAGCUGCUGGAAAAUGAAAUGAAGGAAGAACUGUUCACCACUUUUUGUAAAUGUCUUAAAGAAUUUGAUGCAAACUAUACAGAGCAAGAGAGAGAUAGCCUGUUAAGUAUGAAGACAAAUAAUGUGGUAGAUACUAUCAAACAUCAAGGUAAUAAACUUGAUUACAAGCCUGCACUCAAUGCUCUCAAAGAAUCCUGGGCCUUGUGGCUGACACUUAAUGAGAAUAAUAUAGAACAGCAGAAGAAUUUCUCUGACUUGGAAGCUGACUUGUUUGGAAAGUUGACCAGUACAUCCAGCAUGCUUUUACAGGGUCAAAGCCACAAAUUCUAUGACUAUCUCAAACAAGCUGUUAUCAGAACUGAUCUGCAUUGUCGUAGAAAAACAAAGUGUGACUAUGGAGCAAAAGACUGCUGGCAGAAAGUUGAAAAAUGUGAUCCAUUCUACAGAGCGGUGGCACUCUACAACCAAGCCUAUAUCACAAUAAACCUUGCGAAGAAAGACUACAAAGCAGAGGCUAUUAAAUUACUUGAGGAGUCAAAGGAGACUGUGGAUGUCUACAUUUCAGAGACAUCAAAUACUGCAGUUGCUGGUCAGAUGGCAAUGAGAGGAAACUUUGAGCCACAUCAUGAUGGUGCUUGCAAUUUUCAAAGCCAGAUGCAAGCUCGGAUGGAUAUUUUCAAAACUUGGAGAGAAUACAUAGACAAUGCUCUGGAGAAACUUAAAGAAGUUGAGAGGAGUAAUGCUGAUGCCAUCACUGAAGAAACCUCAGUUUAUUCACUUUCAGAUGAGAAGGACUUUGUCACCACAAAUGAGCUCAUGGCCAUGUAUGAGUAUGGCCUUGGAAUUGUGUUUGAGAUAAAACAAAAACCAAGAUUUAAUGUUGAUGCUUUGAUUUGUUUUCUGCUUGGCGCAGCCCAGGUUCUAGCUGGUGUUCUUGUUUGUGCAGCAUCCUUUGGCUCAGCCUCUCAGUUUGGUCUUGGUCUCAUCUCCGAGGGUGUCUCUGACAUGAUCAGUGGGGUUGUGGGUAUGAAAACUGGUGUUUUCAGUUGGGCGUCCUGGGCCAUUUCAAAAAGCAUCAGCAUCGGAAUAUCAUUGCUAACUGCUGGAUUUGGAACAAUCAAGAGCGCUGUCAAAUCUGUAUACAGGACCACAAAAGGCUUACUAAAUGGAACAAAGACCCUGUCCUCUGUUGCUCAAGGUGUCAUCAAAUCAGGGAAAGCCACAUUGCUGUCGAUAAAAGGUGCUGCCAUGUCAGCAGUCUCUUCAGUGUCUAGAAGCGUAUCCAGGGUGGGUACAGAUGUCGUGGUGAAACAGACUUUGAAACAUGCUUGCAAAUUUGCUGGGCAGGAAAUUGUUAAGCAGGCAACAAUAUACACAUUGCACUACGCAGUUGAUGCAGGACUUACUGCUGCUCUGAAGAACAUUGUGGAUUCACAUUUUAGGAAACCCUUCAAAGAUGAAGUAAAAAGAAAUGGUGAUUUGAAUCACACUCUUACACACUUUAUAUGCCUUUAUGUUCCAAAAUCUGCUCCGAUGAGACAACAUAUGGACUUCAAGAUUGACAAACAUUGUGAGAGGGAAAUGAAAAAAAUGGUUAAAUUAAUGGCAGAAGGUGUUAUUCCCAGUCUCAUGACAGACUGCACCACUGUACACGAGGUUAUUGACAGGCUUUCCGAGGUGAGUGGAAAAGCUACAGAACUCUUGGACAAAGCAAGAGUACCCGGCAAAUACCAAGCAGCCAUCAAUGCAGGACUUGUGAUAGCAAAAUGCAGCACAGUGUUAAUACAAAUGCUGGAAUCUGUCCCAACAAGAACAGUAGUUAAUGAAAAGAUUGUCCCCAAGUUGAUACAGCAAUUGAAUGAGCAGCUGGUUAAGAGCUAUGAGCAUGAUGAUAGACAUGAUCUCUCUGAUGUGAAACGCUUGAAGGGUGAGCUUUUGGAAUUAAUCUCAGACACCAUGUAUCAGGCAUUCAGUGAGGCUUGUGCUACACAUACAAGAACAUUUAUGAAACAGAUUGUCCGGAAGAACAUUAGUGAGGCAGCAGAGGCUAUUGGGAAUGCCUCAAGCAAUAUACUUGGCAGAUACAAAACCCAGGAUUUUUUCCAGGAGCAGCAACAGAGAUAUAAUAUGAAAUCCGCUGGAAAGAUUGCGACAGAGAAUUUGUCUGAAGCCGAAACACAAGAUCUUCAGGAUUAUAUAAGUAACAGUUCCAGCACUGACCAUCCAGCUUCUGAACUAGACCUCUAUGUCCUCACAAAAAGUGACCUCCUUCAGGGCAAAGGUAUUAAGGUCAUAACGUUCAACAAAGAUGGGCAACCAAUCUAUGAGAAUACCUACCCUGGCAAUGACCAUUCAGCAGGAUUCAUCACUCUCAAACUGUCCAGAAUGCCAGAGAAUUCUGAAAGUGAGAGGGGCUUUUUCAGAAGAACGAAAGACAGAGUCCAAGGAGUGCAACAUCCCCAUGAAGGCCAUUACAGCAUCAUCCACCCAGAUGGCUCUGAGAGUCCUGUCAUAUCAAAUGGUCAGGACUGCCUGUUUCAUGCUGUAAGCCAGGCAACAACUACAGGUCAAGAACAAGACAUCCAGCAAAGAGCAGCUCUUCUGCGCAAUGAUGUACAAAGCGAGCUUAACCAGAACCUUCCACGGUAUGCUGGGCUAGUAAGAUGCCAGAAGAGCUAUGAGGAAUGGCGGAAAACUCCCGGACAAUAUGCUGUUAUAGGAGGAGCAGGACAGAAAAGAAAGAAAACAGCCAAAGAUGAUGACUAUAAGAAUAUGAUCUCUGAGAUGAAAGCACAUGAGUAUUCUCCUGGAAUAUCAGAAUAUGACAUUGCUGUAGAACACGACCUUGGAUAUGUUGGACCAUAUGAAGAUCUAAAGAAUACAACUGAAUGUGAAAGGAAAACCGUGGAGAAGGAUCAUUUCAUUCCAACUGACACACUUGCUAAAGCUCGAAAAAAUGUUGAUCUAAAGAAACUUCAGAAUUCAAAGCUUUAUGAUCUGGUGAAAAUAGAGGACAAAAAUCUCCACCUGGCCAUGCAGGUUCUUUACCAAGAUCAUCGUAUUGCCUUGACAACUGGAAGAAGCAGUUGCGCAGAUAAAUGCAGGGCACUGCUGGCUGAUACGCUACUGCAUAGGGAUGCUGAGACCCUGCUGAAACAGACCAUGAUCAUGGCCAACCCCAUAUCUUCCCAGAUGCUCAGAACAGAAGCAGGUAUAAAGAUUCCUUCAGUCCAGGGAAAUUUAGGAAGUCUUACAGAAAAAGGGACAAAUUGCUACUACAAAUGCGGUUACAUGAAGUUAAUCAGCAAGUAUCAGAAGAUGGGCAUCAUCGACCAAAACGCAGAGGGUAGACUGAAGACGUGGGUGAAAGAAGAUCAGCACCUCAGCAAAAAUACACCUGAGUAUAACCGGAUACUUAAAGAAUUAACACCUUUGGCCAGUCAGAACGCGGGCACUGCGACUGCAGGUAAUAAGGGCUUUACAGGGCCCAAAGUCUAGGGAGAGGCCCUGAAAAACUCGUAUUAAACAGACUUUGUUGUGGAGUUGGGGCCAGAAUAGCGUCUUUUCACAGGGCCCAGAAUUUCCUGCAACACCCCUGACUCAGAGAUAUAAUACGAAACGAGAAAUGAGAGAUGGACAGACCAAAAAAUAGAAUUACUCUCCAUUGUACAGCUACUGAUGGGUUCUAUCUGUCCAUAGAAUGGCCACGGUUGCUGCUGUCUGUUCAAGGAAUAGCCACUGCAGUGUUUUCACAACAUAAACCAAGUAUGGUGAAAUAGAAGAUGAAGAAAAUAAUCAGACCUAUAAUUUCCUGAUCAUGUAAGCAUGAGGGCAAAAUGGUCAAAAAAGAAGAAAAUGAACUUCAAAAAAAAAGCAGCAUUAUUUUUCAUUCGGUUUUGAUUUUUGUUUGUGUCUUUGGUUUGUGCAAGAUGACUCCUUGCCCUGUGAUCUUCUACUUUUGUGGAACGCUCUUUAUUUGAUUUGAUGUUAGUGGGUCCCAUUGGUCCACCCCAUAGUGCAAUGCAGCACAGUUCAUUGAGCCUCAUUGACGCAAUAUAGAGCAAAAACCUUUACCCAUAUAUGGAUUUCCGGAUCAAUGAGAAUUUCUCUAUGGGGAAAAUGAAUGGGAGUUUCACAUAAACAUCCCUGUCACAGUCCGUGAUUGAACUUUUUAAACAUCAAUAUAAAUCUUAAAAUGUUUUAUCCGAAUGCAUUUCUCUCUUAAAUGAAACUGGAUCCACUUAAUUCCGAUGGCUACUCUCCAACCAAAAUAAUUAUUUUGCUAACAGAAUGCUAAGACUGCUGCGAAUGUUAUUUUCGUCAAAAAGCAACCAUUAGCCAGCAAAUAAAUUUUAAAGAAAGUACUUGAAUAACAAGGAAACUCACAAGAACAGCAACAGUAACAACAAUAAAGCGUGAAUUAUAGCUGGAAAUAUAGCUAGCCCUGUUUAUGAUGUGCAACGGGUCGCUAACCAAUUAGCUGUUAGCUAGUUUUUUUAAAUUACAACAAAAAUUUUUUUUUAUUAUUAUGAAAAAAUGGGUGAAAAGCAUAAUUUCUCAUACACAAACAUCCAAAUAUCAUACAUCAUUUUGAAGGAAUUAGGAAAAUGCCAUUCGCACUAUUUUUUUGAUCCGGAAGUCU